This is a messenger RNA of Oryzias latipes (Japanese medaka), 2856 nucleotides long. RefSeq names its product toll-like receptor 2. The record is from RefSeq and is a predicted model, not a curated record. Gene Ontology annotation, cellular component: plasma membrane; signaling receptor complex. Gene Ontology annotation, biological process: inflammatory response; immune response; toll-like receptor signaling pathway. NCBI's taxonomy places the organism in Eukaryota, Metazoa, Chordata, Actinopteri, Beloniformes, Adrianichthyidae. Gene Ontology annotation, molecular function: transmembrane signaling receptor activity; protein binding; triacyl lipopeptide binding.
UAAUGUUUUUUCGUCCAAACAGCAAACCCACGAAAAAAGAAAGAAUUCUAACAGCGGGGAGUUUUCAGAGAGCCGAACUGAAAAUGUUUUGCAGGGUUGAUUCCACUGAGAGGCAAUCCCAGCGGUGGAGUUUUGCAUUUUAAAGAGCAGACAUGCCAGCAGUAGUGGUUUGCUUGGUGCGCAUAUAAACAAAUGUCAAAAAAGGAAGCUCCAGACACCAUAGAAAGUGCUAAAACAACGGAUGCCAUCGAGUUUACACGUUCAUGAGCCUGAAGGGAGCUUCCAGCAGCAGGAUGACGUUUGGAGCCAGCUGCUGCUGUUCCCUCCUCCUGCUCUCCUGGGCCUUUGGUCAGACCUCAAUCACAGGCGGUGACAGGUCGCCAUGCCAACGCUGCGACCUUCAGCUCUCCUGUGACUGCUCCCACAGUGGGUUCAGCCAUGUCCCCAUGGUAACGGACCAGGCUUUGAGGCUGGACCUGUCCUUCAACAACAUCACCACAAUAACCCGCGAUGACCUGAAAGGCCUCUCUCGCCUGGUGGCUCUGGAUCUCCACGGGAACAGACUGUCCUCCAUCCAUCCAUCAGCGUUUGACUCCCUGUGGAGCCUGGAGGAGCUGGAUCUGUCCGACAACCGGCUGACCGUCCUUGACCCCCGGUGGUUCAGCGAGCUGGGAGCUCUGCAGCAGCUCAACCUGCUCAACAACCCGUACAGUCGUCUGGGUUCUCCUCUGUUUGAGGGACUCGUCAGACUGAGGAUCCUGGAGUUUGGAGGUCCGGUUCUGGAAGAACUGAAGACAGGAGACCUGAAAGGGGUCACUCAGCUGGACCGACUUACCGUGCGCGCCAACAACCUGAUCAGAUAUGAGUCUGGGGCUUUAUCGUACAUUUGGCCUCUGGGUCAGGUCACGCUCAGCCUCCGUGGACCCUUCCUCACCAACACGGCUUUGGCCUCAGCUGUCCUCACUGAUGUGUCCUACCCUGAAACUCAUCUAACUCUAGAAGACUUUCAUCUGAUCGGGAACCAGUCAGCUCAGGCUUUUAGAGGCUCUGCACGGAAACGGAUCAGAAAGAUAACCUUCCGAAACUUUUCUACGUCUGAUGAGUCCGUUGUUGACAUGUUGGAGGUCAUAAACGGAGUCCCGAUCACGGUCCUUAAUCUGGAGGAGGUCACUCUAACAGGCGAAGGCAGGUGGGAAAAAGCCAGCUGGACGGAUCACAGGAGCAUCGAUGAGUUCUUAAUCCGGAACGCCGUGGUCCUGGACGUCUUCCACUUCACGUCAUUUCUGCAGCUCAAGUUUUUAUUGACUUAUCCCAGGAAGGUGUCUGUCAUAAAUUCCCAGGUGUUCGUCAUGCCCUGUCUGACGUCCCAGCUACUCGUGAGCCUGCAGUACCUCGAUCUCUCUGACAACCUGCUGAGUGACCUGACUCUCACUGAAAGCCUGUGCGACCAAAAACCAACGCUGAGGGAACUUAGAGUCUUAAACGUCAGCGGAAACCCUCUGAAGUCUCUGUCCACAAUUAGUCGACAGGUAACCAAACUCACCAAACUGACUCAUCUGGACAUCAGCAGAAGUGGCUUCAGCUCUAUGCCCUCCCUCUGCUCGUGGCCCUUCACUUUGAGAUACCUAAACAUUUCCAGAGCCAAGCUGACAACUGUGACGUGCUGCUUUCCCAAAACCCUGGAGGUUUUGGAUCUGAGCAACAACAAUUUGAAAGACUUUAGAGUGACCUUGCCUUUGCUAAGGGAGCUCUACCUGUCUGGGAACAAGUUCCUGAGGUUUCCGGAUGGAAACCUCUUUCCCAAUCUGCAAACACUUGCUAUACAGUCCAACACCCUGAACUUGUUUGGUCGUUCGGACCUCCAGUCAUACAGACGGCUGGAGAAACUGCAGGCAGGCCAGAACAAGUUCAUCUGCUCCUGUGACUUUGUCAGCUUCCUCCAGACGCUCCUCAAAGGAGGCGGAGACGCCACGUUGACCGAUAAAGAGGACAGCUACCGCUGCGACUCCCCUCUCUACCUGCAGGGGGAGUCUGUGAGCACAGUCCACCUCUCCAUCCUGGAGUGUCAUCAGCUUUUGUUUGUGUCUGUGAGUUGUGGCGUGGCGUUGCUCCUCGGCAGUUUGUUGUGCGUCCUGUUGUGGCGGCUUCACGUCUUCUGGUACCUGAAGAUGAUCUGGGCGUGGCUCAAGGCCAAGCGUAGCUCCCAGCAGCGACAGAGACGCAGAAACGAUGAAGAAUCUGAAGCUCUGAUUUCCUUUGACGCCUUCGUUUCCUACAGCGAAAGAGAUGCCAGCUGGGUGGAGAACUUCCUGGUACCGGAGCUGGAGGAGACAAAUGAUUCCAGGUCCCAGCAGCCUCUAAGUCUUUGCCUUCACAAGCGGGAUUUCCUUCCUGGACAGUGGAUCAUGGACAACAUCAUGAACUCCAUUGAGCGCAGUCGGCGGACCGUGUUUGUCCUGUCUGAAAACUUCGUCCAGUCUGACUGGUGCCGAUAUGAACUGGACUUCUCCCACUUCUGGCUGUUUGACGCCAAAGGAGACGCUGCCAUCCUGAUCUUGCUGGAGCCGUUAUCCAGGGACGACAUUCCCAAACGCUUCUACAAACUUCGCAGGCUGAUGAGCUCCAACACCUAUCUGAAGUGGCCUGAGGAGGAGGAGAGGAGGGAGGAGUUCUGGAGGAGUCUUCGCUGCGCUUUGAGAGGAGACGAUUGACAGAGAGGCUGAUCUAUGGCCUAGCAUUUGAAGACCUUUUUGGGUCCUCACGGCACCAUCUUGGGGCCCUGUCCUGCUUUUUAUGACUGUCUACCUUUACUCUUUUUUUUUUAAUAAAAACAAAAACCAAUGAUUUGGAAAUGUA